AUGGCCAGAUACAAACCUAACCAACAAAAUCACACAGAUCCUAAACAACAAAUUGUUUUACCGACUUAUAAAUUGGACUCUAAUUUAGUAUUAUUGCCGGGGAUAAUUUAUAAUGUCACAUUCUCCAGAUUCAAGGCAGCUACGUUACUAUCACGGUUCAAGAGUCAGGUUUCGAAUGUAUCGUUGAUAACUAACCUACUUAACGAAUAUGAUUUUGAUAGUAAGCAAGAAGAAAAAGACGAUGCUGAAUCUAAAUAUAUGCCACCCCCAAUUUCACAGGAUGCGGUAACGGGGAUCAAGAAGUUUUAUGAAUAUGAACAACAGUUCAAGGGUAAGAAUGAUGAUUCGAAUAAAGACGAAACGGAACCGCAGAGUGAAUUUGACUGGUUAGUGUUAGCAAUAAAUCCAAACUUGGAAAAGAUAAAGGAACCACAAACUUCAUCUGAUGAUGAAUAUGAGAAUAUAGUUACCAUUGCAAGGGUUAUUGGUAUGGUUGACGAUACCAGUAACAUUAAGCUAACUUUGCAAGCAUUAACUAGAGGUAUAAAACACAACAAGGUUAAACCAACUCAAUCAAAUGAAGUUUUGAUAGAUGUUGACUGGAAUUCUAAAAUUGAUGACGUAGCCAACCAGUAUGAUGUCUUGAAUUCUAAAGUCUUAAAGUUGUUUAAAUCCAUUGAUGGAUUUAUUGUUGAUUAUCGCCAGGCAUUAACAGUCGCGGCAUCAUUAGCAAAGAAAGGGAAGCAAUCCAAAGAUUUGAAACAGAAGGGUGAUUUAUUGACAUUAAAUCCUUUGGCCAACUCGCUUUAUUUACAUUUAGCCGCUUCAAAAGAUUUUACGAAAGCUUACAUUAGUUUACAAAAAUUAUUUGGGACUUUUAAUUCCUCGUCGAAUACAAAAAUCGACAAUAAGACAUUCUUAAGGUUAAUUGAUUUAACCUGUGCAAUUAUCCCAUUUCCAAACCAUGAGAAAUUGAAGUUGUUGAACAAGUUUAAUGCUAGUGAUAGAAUUAAUGAAGUUAAUAGGAUGCUUGAAUCUAUGAUUCAAGUAUUCCAUAAUUUGAAGGAGAAUAAUAAAAUUAUUAACCACUGGUUCUAUAAUGAAGCAACAAAUAUUCAAAGGGCUAAUGUGGUUGCAAGUCAAUUAAAGUCGAUUAGAUUAAUCUUAGAAGGAAUGACUAAUAAACCUGGUAAGGAUUCUAAAACAAAUCAAAGUCCGCCCCGCCAGCUAGUUCGUCGUGGUAACAACAACAAGCCUGCUAAACUGCCAAUGAGUGAUGAUGGAAACGAAAGUAACGAUGAAUACGAUGAUGAUGAGGAUGAUGAUGAUGAGGAUGAAUUAAAAGCUAUUACUAGUUUUAUUAAAGGCAAAUUGCCAAAUAUUAGCACUUUAUCAUCCGAUACAAAGAGGCUUAUUGUAAAGGACUUCAAAAGAAUUAAAUCAUCUCCACCAGGGAACUCAGAUUUCCAUGUAAUUCGUAAUUAUUUGGAAAUUGUUGCUGACAUUCCUUGGGAUAAAUAUGUUACAAGGUUUAAAUCUAACAAGGAUAUUGAUUUAGAAUUCGCUAAGAAGCAAUUAGAUAGUGACCAUUAUGGAUUACAACAUGUGAAGACAAGACUCAUUCAAUAUUUGGUAGUAUUGAAGCUUUUGGGAAUUAAUGCAGAGAAGGAAUUCGAAAAGAUAGAAUCAGAGAAUUCCAAAAGAUCAAAGAAAAAUGAAUCGUCUUCUGGAACUACGGGUAAGAAUGAUAAGGAACGGAGUGAGAAAACCUUUACCAGAUCUGAUGAUUCAAUAAUUAUUGCCAAUAACGAUGAGACAUCAGUUGCCCAUGAAACAGCAAGAAGUAAAAAUAAGAAGUCUAAGUCUUUAACAACAAUUGAGAAAAGUUCAUUAGAUAAGUCUCUUAUGGUUUCGAAAAAUAAUAAGUCUCCAAUUAUAAUGUUAGUGGGACCUCCAGGAACUGGUAAAACAUCAUUAGCCAAAUCUAUCGCGAAAUCAUUGGGCCGUAAUUUCCAGAGAGUUUCCUUAGGAGGUAUUAAGGAUGAAUCUGAAAUUAGAGGCCAUAGACGUACAUAUGUUGGUGCAAUGCCUGGGGUCAUUAUUCAAUCUUUAAGGAAGUCAAGAUCUAUGAAUCCAGUUAUUCUAUUAGAUGAAAUUGACAAGAUUAUUGGUGGUAACAAUGGAGUUAAUAAAUUUAAUGGAGAUCCAUCGGCUGCUUUAUUAGAAGUAUUGGAUCCCGAACAGAAUACAUCGUUUAUUGAUCAUUAUUUAGGAUUCCCAGUUGAUUUGUCUCAAGUUAUGUUUAUUUGUACUGCGAAUGAAGCAUCCAAUUUAUCUAGGCCUUUAUUAGACAGAUUAGAAAUGAUUGAGGUAGGGGCAUAUGAUUAUGACGAGAAGUUGGUUAUUGGAGAACGUUAUCUUUUACCAAGACAAAUAAAAAGAAAUGGUAUCCCUAAGGCUGAUUUGAUAGACGUUGAUAAGUCAGUUAUGCGGAAAGUUAUUCUUGAUUAUACAAGAGAAGCGGGGGUAAGAAAUUUGGAGAGAAGCUUAGGAAGAAUCUGCAGAUUCAAGGCAGUCGAAUACUCACAAAGUUUGGAGAAGUUGAGCGAGUAUCAACCUAAGGUUGAAAUUGAAGACUUACCUAAGUAUUUGGGUUUACCUUUUGCCAAUUUAUCUACCGAAUUAUUCGAAUCACCAAUCGAGUCGGCGAAAUGUGGGGUUGUGAACGGGUUGUCGUACAAUAGUGAUGGAUCAGGAUCUGUAUUGGUAUUCGAAAGUAUAGGAUUCAACCAUGAGGGAAAAUCGGGCUCAUCGUCCCUUAAUAUGACCGGUAGAUUAGGGGAUGUGUUGAUGGAAAGUGCAAAAAUCGGUUUGACGUUUAUCAAGCUGAUAAUCUACAAAAACUUGUUGAAUUUGAGUGACAGAAAUCUCAGUGAAAACCAAAUCGACAAGAUCAACAACAUGGAGAUACACUUGCAUGUGCCACUGGGUUCAAUCCAAAAAGAUGGUCCAUCGGCGGGGAUUACCAUGGCCUUACUGUUUUUGUCGUUGAUUUUGGAAAAACCCGUUCCUUUGGACGUAGCUAUGACCGGCGAAAUCACAUUGCGAGGCUUGGUGUUGCCUAUCGGUGGUAUCAAAGAAAAAAUAUUGGGUGCUCAUUUGAACGGUAUUAAGCGUGUCAUAGUCCCAAGAGAAAACCGUAAGGACUUGAUCGAGGAAUACUGCAGGUCCACUAAUGAUUUUAACCAAUUGAAUGACUUAUUGCUCGACAACGAAAACAAAUAUAACUUUAAAAGAUGCGAACCAGAGAAAUUCUGGUUCGAUAAGUACGGAAUCACUAUCCACUACGCCCGUGAAUUCUGGGAUGUUAUCAAGGCUGUAUGGGGUGAUGCUUUAUUAGUCAAAGUAGAGCAAGCAAGAAUGGUUGAGUACCACUUGUAA
Molecule: messenger RNA, 3441 nt
Organism: Debaryomyces tyrocola
Lineage: Eukaryota; Fungi; Ascomycota; Pichiomycetes; Serinales; Debaryomycetaceae
Source: the annotation of a GenBank genome assembly